CUUAGACUGCACACAUAGGUGCCCUAUUUAGGGCUACAAUAGCGUUUUAAACGAGCCCAUCUAGUGCCCUGUAAUUUGAUAAAGACACCAAUUUGGGAUACAGCCCUCCGAACUGUUGCCCCAGACAGACCAGCAUGGCGGGACCCGAGCUGCUGUUAGACUCCAGUAUCCGUGUGUGGGUCGUGCUGCCGAUUGUCUGCAUCACGUUUUUAGUUGGAGUUUUGCGGCAUUAUGUUACUAAACUCAUCCAGAGUGAAAAGAAGGUCGAGCUGCAGCAGGUGUCUGACAGCCAAGUAUUAAUGCGUAGCCGCGUACUGCGAGAGAACGGCAGGUUCCUCCCUAAGCAGUCGUUUGCCAUGCGUAAGCACUAUUUUAACAACGCUGAGACUGGGUUCUUCAAGAAGGUGAAGAGAAAAGUAGUUCCUAAAAAUCCCAUUACAGAUACCAGCAUGAUGACCGACAUGAUGAAAGGAAACCUGACCAACGUCCUGCCAAUGAUCCUAAUCGGCGGAUGGAUCAACUGGGCUUUCUCUGGAUUUGUGACUACUAAGGUUCCCUUCCCAUUGACCCUGAGGUUUAAACCCAUGCUGCAGAGGGGGAUUGAACUGGUGUCGCUGGACGCAUCAUGGGUCAGCUCCGCCUCCUGGUACUUUCUCAACGUGUUUGGCCUGCGGAGCAUGUACUCCCUCAUACUCGGACAGGACAACGCUGCCGAUCAGGCGAGAAUCAUGCAGGAACAGAUGACUGGAGCGGCGAUGGCCAUGCCCCCGGACCCCAACAAGGCCUUCAAGAGCGAAUGGGAGGCUCUGGAGAUCGUCGAACACAAGUGGGCUCUGGAGAACGUGGAAGAAGAACUCAUGUCCCGAGAUCUGGAUUUCCGGGGACUCUUUACGAGCCAGAACCGACCAGGAAGAAUAUUCUGAUCUCCGAGUUGUAACACCACUGCGCUAUACAAAUGUACACUGAAGGAUGGUAGUUAAUUCACUGUCAUGUUAUGCACUCAGACCUCACUGGAUAUCUUUAAUUGUUACUAAUGAUUGUUUUCCGUAGUGGAUAACAAUAGUGGACGAUUCGACUCAAUCGAAUGAAUCAUUGAGUGUUGGAGAAAAAAAAAAACAGCCUUUAAAAGUAUUUCAGCAUCUGAGAGCAGAAGGACAACGUGGCUCGUACUUGAAGAUUUUUUUUUUGUAGUGUUGCCAAAAAACGGUAGUACGAGUAUGAGAUCUUUGAUGUGUUCUCAUGCAUGCUAGUUUGAUGAUUGUAUAUUUGUGUAUGAAGGUACAUCGUACCUCAUCUCCAGUGUUGCCUUAAUUAUUUGAAGUAUUCUAUCUAUUAUCACUAUUUCAUGUGUUUUCAGUAUUUCAGUUAAUAUUAUCUUGUGUUCAUCAUCUAUCUAGUCUUAAUGAAAAACAUGGCAUAUGAAUGUUUCUCUGAUUUGGAAACUGAAUGUAGGAAAUAGCCUGAAUACCAAAUAAAUUAAAUUAAUAAAGACUGAACAGCA
Clarias gariepinus (North African catfish) is the source of this 1501-nucleotide messenger RNA. Its product is annotated as ER membrane protein complex subunit 3-like. Bases 135 to 923 code for a protein of 262 amino acids. The record is from RefSeq and is a predicted model, not a curated record. The transcript is spliced from 9 exons. NCBI's taxonomy places the organism in Eukaryota, Metazoa, Chordata, Actinopteri, Siluriformes, Clariidae. Gene Ontology annotation, cellular component: membrane; EMC complex. Gene Ontology annotation, biological process: protein folding in endoplasmic reticulum.